This is a messenger RNA of Fusarium mangiferae, 1656 nucleotides long. RefSeq lists its product as uncharacterized. The record is from RefSeq and is a predicted model, not a curated record. Lineage: Eukaryota; Fungi; Ascomycota; Sordariomycetes; Hypocreales; Nectriaceae. Bases 1 to 1656 code for a protein of 551 amino acids. The transcript is spliced from 3 exons.
AUGCGCCUGCUCAAAGGCCUUGUACUAGGUCUGCUCCUCGAGAGAGGUCUAGGCCAGACAGAUACUCAGCCAGACGGUGACAGUAUUGCAACUGUUGCCGACCCUGUCGAGACAGACCCCGCAGAUGUCCCUGCUCCUGACCCGACUGUCCCAUCAGAUGGCGACACUCCUUCAGAUCCCCCAGACCCAGCAGAUGAUGGACCGACGAUCACGUUAGAUGACCCUCAGCCCACUGACGAUGGAUCCGAUGCCAGAAUCCCCGCUCCAGAUCCCACUGAUCAACCUACCGAUGUUGAAGACCCUUCAGCCAUUCCUGAUGAUCCUGCCGAGACAAAUACAGAUGAUGAACAGCAAGCUCCCACUGAUCAGCCCGCCCCAACCGACACUGAGCCCGCGCCCGCCCCAACAGACGUCGAUGCCACCCAGACCGAUGAGGAGACUCCCCAAGAGACAGAUACCAAUGGUGAGGAAGCUACGCAAACAGAUGGUGACACCGAUGCGACACCCGUCGUUCCAACAGAAGCCUUGAACUCGGCGGCCGAAGAGACCCCAGAGGCAACCCCUCUGGCAUCCGACACCGCAGACGAUCAAGUUCCACAAACGACCGAAGAGCCAUCGGAUGAAGAGACCGAAGAACCAACCGCUGACUCUGAGCCAGAGGAGUCCACCCAGCAGAAGACAAGAAAUCUUGUAGCACCGACAAACACUGAGAAUAGCGAUGCGAAAACGACUGAUGGCGAUGGUAAUUAUUCACCUGCUCCUUAUGCUAGUCCGACUGGAGGGGAUGAGGCCGAGCAGACGGGCGAUAGUGAACAGACCGCUGAUGGAACAACCCGCAAAGCUGCAGCUACAGGUAGUGGAGGCAAGGAGGAGAAGACUACGCUUGCUACUUCCAAGGGCGCUGCGCCGACUUCGCCCGCUCAGGAUUACGCAAUUGAUCUGAAAGAAGCUGAUCUAGGCGACUACGCCGAGUUCCAAGGCGCAGGCGAGAAGACAGUCGUUGUUCUCAAACCCCCUCCCAACACCGAAGCAAAGUGCGAUCUACCCCCCACAAGCGACGAAGACGUCCCCGAGGGUGAAGACGUGCGCGUCGUGCUCGCCGUGAAAAUCGCAGACCUCAAGAAGGGCGUCAAGUCCGGUAAUCGCUUGCAAAUGCUCGUUGACGGUUCGACUGUCUAUGAUAAGGAGCUCCUGGGCACUGGGGAUGAAGAGGAGAGUAUUUCGAGUGAUAAGUUCAGGGCUGCGCUGGAUCAGAAGGUUAAUGUUAUUCAUAAGGCGGGUGAUAAGCCGGUGCAGGUUACGAUUCAGGAUGCGAAUAUUAGGAGUGCUGUUAGUGCGGGAAGUAGAGGGGGGAGUGGAGGAGGGUCUGGUUCUGGGGAUGACGGUGAUAACUCUGGUGAUGGUGGCGAUGGUGAUAGCGGCUCUGGCGGCGGUGGAAGCGGAAGUGGUAGUGGAGGUGGCAGUGGAGGCAGCUCAGGCGAUGGCGACAGCUCGGGCGGAGGUGCAUCCGAGAGCGCCUCAGGAACCGGAGACGAGAGCUCAUCCCCGUCAAGUGUCUCUGGCGGCGAUGGUCAAACCAACGUUGCUGGCAAGAACUUCAUGGUCGGCGAGGUUCUCAUCUACGCCCUUCCUCUCGCCCUUGCUCUCGUGGGAUGA